AUGUUAUAUCCAAUGAUGGGACUGCAAUUAUGUAUUACGAGCUCCUACAGUAGAUCAGUUCCGAGCAUGCAGUCGCAUCGUCGGCCUGGUCAGUGUGGCGCAUGCGGAGCUCUUACCAUUCAAUUUAUGUGGGGGUGGUCCCGCCUCCAUUGCAUCUAUGGAGUUGUGGGACGGAAUCCGUUUCACAGCGGUACCAGUGUAAUGCCACGAUGGCACUGUUUGUCAUCCGGGAAUCUUGGUCAAGAGUUCUUUCAGAUGUACCGUGCAGCAGCACCACCAGUCUUCAUGCCAGCGGGACAGCCGGUUGGUGAUCACAGUGUGAAAGGUGCACAGGUGCCAUAUCCAGGCGCAGUUAAUGCAGGACAGAAUUAUGUAACGUCAGGCAGUGCCGUUUACCAGAAUGGGCAGAUUCCACAGACCAUGACAUUGCAAAGUGGAACAGUUUGUGGACAAAUUGCUGGGCAGCAGGCGUUUCCAUCUCAGUUUACGUCAACCGUGGAAAUGAACAAUGGUAGGACACCGGUUAUGACUAUGAAUGGUGGAACUCAUCUCUUCCCUAACCCACCCAAUAAUUUCUUGAAUGAUAUACGGCAGAAUAGUGAUAUCCUGUCUAAUAUUUCUCCUACAGAUUCGCAGCUAAUAUCUCCCAAAGUUCCUAUACCUUCUAUCAUGACUGCAACUUUGAUGCCUGCAUCAGUCGGAGUCGCACCGUCAACACAAACUUUCAGUGGGAAUAUAUCUACAAUAUCUAGUACAGGGACAUUUCCACAUAUGCUUCCGUCAUCGCACCCGCUUCCACAAGUGACACCUAGUACAGAAAUUAUGCCACCAAUGCCACCGAUAGGGAUCAUAUCAUCGCCAAAUCCAUCCAUUACUCAACGGUAUUUUGGCACUUCCACGCAUAAUACUGCACCGGGAAUUGGAGGUGAAGCUGCAUCAAAACAUCCAAGAUUUGGUGGUCCAACAGGACUAGGUAGUUCUCCAAAAUCUGCUGCUAACAGUGGUCCACAGAUGCCUAUCCCCCCACAAAUGCCUGGGGCGUACAAUAGCCCUCCUUCUGGAUCUCUGGGACUCCCAUCAGUGCCUGGCGCACUACCCGUUAAUUAUGGUACCAGCGGUACUGGAAUGGCUGGACCAUCAAUGCAUGGAGAAAUAAUAGGAUCACCUGCUGCGGGACUGUACCAGCAGAAACCUCGUUUGGAUCCUAAUCUGAUGCCAAGUGUGGUUCAAGUAAUCGAAGAAGAUCGCUCAACAAAGAGUGGAACAUUUCCAACCGGUUAUCCUACAGCUGAGCAUCCACCAUUGACAUCAACUGAGUUUAUUGCUCAGGAUCAGGGUAUAUGUAGUCCGAAAUUUAUGCGAUCUACACUCUAUGUCGCGCCGGCAUCGUCUGAUAUGUUAAAAAAUUCACAAAUACCAUUUGCAGUCGCUGUCACUCCAUUUGCACGUUUGCUUUCAAAUGAGAUGCGACCUCCCAUCGUGGAUCUAGGAGAAUUAGGUCCGAUAAGAUGUCAUCGCUGUAAAGCUUACAUGUGUCCAUUCAUGGAAUUUCAAGACGGUGGCCGUCGCUUCAAGUGCCCGUUUUGCUUUGCAUCCACAGCUGUGGAUGAUUCGUAUUUUGCCCACUUGGACCACACUGGACGUCGCACUGAUAUUCAACACCGUCCUGAACAAUAUCUUGGGUCUUAUGAGCUUGUUGCAACAAAACCGUAUUGCAAGAAUGGUUUGAAACCAAAAGAACCUGCAUUCAUUUUUAUGCUGGAUGUGUCGUAUUCUGCAGUGCAGUGUGGCCUUGUAUCAGUAUUUUGUAGAAAUAUUCGAAAUUUGUUGAACAAUUUGCCCAAAGAAGUGGGUCAGGUGAAAUCGUCUUUGCGCAUUGGAUUUGCAACAUACGAUCAGACUAUUCAUUUCUAUAAUCUGAAAAGCCAUAUAGGUCAACCUGAAAUGUUGGUCGUUGGAGACGUGAAUGAUGUUUUUGUUCCACUGGUUGACGGGUUUUUGGUAACGUUGGAAGAGGCCGAUGUUGUUCUGAAUAGCUUGUUGUGUGAAAUUGAGAAGAUCUUCGGUGACACACGAAUUACUGAAACAAUGCUUGGUCCUGUUAUCCAGGCUGGUCUGGAUGCAUUAAAAUGCGCUGAUAGAGCAGGCAAAUUGUUCAUAUUCCAUACUAAUUUGCCGUUGUUGGAUGCACCUGGGAAGUUGAAAAAUCGUGACGAUCGAAAACUGCUUGGAACAGAUAAAGAAAAGACUGUUUUACAACCGCACAUCGAUUUUUACAGUAAAUUGGGCGAAGAAUGUGUGAAAGCAGGUUGUGCAGUAGAUUUAUUCUUGUUCCCAAAUUCCUUCGUGGACGUUGCAUCACUUUCACCUGUUUGCUCUCUAACGGGUGGUUCCAUAUACAAAUAUCAAUACUUUGAAACUCAAAAAGAUAGCGAACGUUUCUUGGCAGAUCUCUCCCACGACAUAAGUCGUGAAAUUGUGUUUGAUGUUAUGAUAAGAGUACGUACAUCCACUGGUUUGCGGCCAACUGGUUUCUUCGGUUCCUUCUUUAUGGAUAAUAGCACGGACCUGGAAAUGGGUGUCAUUGAUUGUGAUAAAGCAGUUCAUGUAGAAAUUCGACAUGACGAUAAAUUGCCAGAAGGAAGCGCCCACUUGCAAACGGCUGUACUGUUUACAUCAUGCAGUGGACAGAGAAGACUUCGUAUCCACAAUCUGGCUUUGGCUGUUUCAUCGGAUUAUAACCAGCUUUAUCGUGUUGCGGAUUUGGACUGUUUAACGUCUUUCCUCUUCAAGCAGGCGGAAUACCUUUUGCGAGACAAAUCUCCCAAGGAAAUGCGAGAAGCUGUGAAUGCACGUUGCGCGCAAAUGCUGGCAACAUAUCGUGAGAAGUGUAGUGAGCAAGCGCCGCUUGGGCAACUUAUUUUACCAGAAUGUUUGAAACUAUUGCCGUUAUUCGCGAAUUGCAUAAUAAAGAAUGAUGCACUUAGCGGGGGUAACGACAUGACUGUGGAUGAUAGAGCUUAUCUGAUGCAUCUUACACCAUCCUUGAAAACAGAAGAUGCAUUAACUUUGCUAUAUCCUACAGUGUUUCCGAUUUCCGACCUGAUUUUUGAACAGUGGGCAGCUGAGAUAACAUUACCGGUUUGCAUACGCGCUUCUUACGAUAACUUGUCACCAGAAAAAGCAUAUAUAAUUUUUAAUGGUAUCAUGAUGUUUUUAUGGAUCGGUUUAAAGGUACCACAGGAUUGGGUGCAAGAUGUCUUUAAUUCCAACUCAGUUACCCAUCUCAACGUGGAGAAUCAUAUCGUGCCGGAGCGUGAUAAUGCACGGUCACGUGCCGUACGUUACGUUAUUGAUCGGGUGAACAUGAAUAGCUUACGACAUAUGAAACUGUUCAUAAUCCGACAGCAGGAUGCGUUAGAAGCCUGGAUGAAGAAAUUUCUGGUUGAAGAUCGUACACUGAAUAUGCUCUCAUAUGUGGACUAUUUGUGUAACAUUCAUCGUGAAAUUAGAAGUUUGCUGAAUUGA
Cercopithifilaria johnstoni is the source of this 3528-nucleotide messenger RNA. Lineage: Eukaryota; Metazoa; Nematoda; Chromadorea; Rhabditida; Onchocercidae. The record is from the annotation of a GenBank genome assembly.